AUAAAAAUAAUGACAAGUUUUAGUUAAGUUAGGCGUUAGAGUUGAGCUAGCCUUUAACUUUAGGUAUUCAGGGAACUGAAAAAGAAGGAUAUUUCUUCCCUUCCCUUUUUAAACCAUAAAUAAUCAGUUUUGCAACAGUUUCAUAUCUAAAAUAAGACAGUGUCAGCCUUCAACAGACACUGAUGACACGCAAAAUCUCCGAAGUCUGAAGUGAACUGAAGUGGAGUGACAGUGGAGCUGAAUUUACACGCCCGGCUGACUUAUUUUAUUCUAAUUCUAGGGACUAACUUUACUAAGUAAACUUAACUUAUCAGUUCAGUAUUAUCACUUUCUCGUUUCUGUCUUAGAAUUAGACUUAGUGCCUUCAAUGAUCAAUCAUACAAUGAUACCAAUACCGUAUUAGUAUUAAUUAUUAAUGUUAAUAUUGACAUCAUUUUAUCCAGGAGCUAGACUAAUACUAAUAGAUCCAAAUCCAUGUAAAAUGUAAAGUAAAGCCUUUACUUUUAACUAAAGCUGGAUUUUUAAAAAAUAAUUUUGAUGAUCUGAUAGGGCUUUUGUCUUUCUUACUUAAAUCGAAUCAAUUUAAAUCAUUAAAUCUAAAUCAAAAUCUGAUGAAAUAUUAAAUAACAUAUUAGUCAAUUUCAAUUAGUUGGAUAUAGUUUUAGAACAAAAAAAUGUUACUCGUUGGGUUGGAUUAUGAUUAAAUUAAUUAAUUAUCUCUUUGUGUGACUUGGAACAAGGCACCGCGUCUCCCGUCUCAUCUAAUGAAUGUAAACUCUGAAAUCAAACCAGUCAAACCUUGAGAAGUCCCAAGCCCAAAGGCAGUUUGACAUUCAGACAAUGAAAAUUUAAAUAACUUGUGAUUUAUAACCCUUAAGACAGACUAUAAUAUUAAUAAUACAAAUAAUCUACUUUAAUUUUAUGAUUCACUAUUUCCUACUUUAAAUAAUAUAGUUAAUAUACAUUUCAAAUUCAGCAAGUCAAGGAAUAUUAAUAUUGUUGUAUUUUGACUUUUUUUUUCAAUUUUUGGGGAUACAAAACCUGAUACAGUUAAAUUAAUAAUUUUUUUUUUUAGAUUUAGAUGUUGAGACUUUGUAAUAGCAGUUAGAAUGUAUAGUAAAAUCCCUUCCAUUAUUUAUAUAUUUUCCCGUAACAUCAAGUAAUAUCUUCUAGUAUAUUAUGUUAUAUAAUAUAAUGGUAUCACCAUCACUUCAUCAGCAUCAUUGAAUGAGCAGAGUGCAUUCUGUAGGCACUUAUCAGUGAUCAAAAUCAGCAUACUCAUACUGCUUAUUUCACUAAUUAAAUCACUGCUCAAUAUUUGAGGAAUUCAGAGUGAUGACUGAGCAGGUACUUGAUUGAGGUACCUAGUGUCAGUGGUAGGCCCGAAAUAUAAAAUAAUUAAAAGAAAAUGUAUUCGGAAACACCCCUCAAAACUUUGGGAACUAUUAGUAUAGACAGUAAUAGACCUAUAUUAGUUUUAAAAAAACUCACAACUUCAUUCAGAACACAGGUCAGAGUGGUUAAGAUCCAGAGAUAUUGACAGUCCACAUUUAUUUUAAUUUAUGGAUGUAUACAUACAAUACAUACUGAUUAAAAUAGAGCACAAAUCUUUGCCCUCCAGCACAGUACAUUCUUGGUGUGACAUCCCAAAGAAACUUAAUUAACUCAAAUAGCAAAGAUAAGGAUGAAAUUAACAAAUGGUUGUUUUAUGCUGUUUCAAAAUGUCUCUGAAUAGCUCCAGACUUUGCAAAUUAGUCUUUAUCAGUUAAAAAAAAAACGAUCACUAUUUUGUGACCAAGAAAUGAUGAUUUAAAUUAUUAGUAUUAGGAUGACUUAAUGCUAUUAAAUAACUAAAACAGUUGUUAGAUGCAUUUUUAAUUACAUUAAAUAUAAAUGUUGCUCACCUGUUCUUUUGUGCACUGUACAAUCACAGAGAAUAAUAUUAUCUUGUCUCUUUAAUUCCCACCUACCGAGUCUUAAACUGAGCCUAAAGCUUAUUCCUUCUGCUAAAAGUAGGGCUGGUAGAGACAGAUUGCCUAAAUGUAAGUGUCCUGAUAAUGCAACAAAUAUUUAUAAAUCCAACUAAACAGUGAGAUGACAAAGAUAAUAAAUGAUAUUAAAUUACCACACAAAUGUUAAGUGUUCAUAUCAAAAUAUGAGUGAGACAGGGGAAGACUUGGUAUUAAAAAUAGCUUAGUACUUUCCCUGAUUAGUUAUCUUUUGGAUAAGCUUUAACAGCCAAUCAGUUGUGAAAAUGGACUAUAGUUUUGCAACUAAGUUUCAAAACAGCAGAUAUUUUUUAUCACUUCAUAAAAUGAAUGAACAAUUAAUACAAAUUUUAAAAAGCACACAACACACACACACAAAAAACACCCUGCAUUUAAUAAAUAUUGAAAUGUAUUUUAAAGUAUAUACCGGUAAAGAUAAAGAAAUUAAAAGAUAUAUAAUAUAUUUUUUAUUUGCCUAAAUAGUAUAUUAUAUAUCGGUAUACAACUAUUUUACAGUUCCCACUUUGUUCUAUCAACAUCAUUUGGUCAUAGAAUCCAAGAUCCCCUGUUAUAGGAUUUCAUAUGUCAAGCUCUUUACCCCAAUUUCCAUGAUUUCAAUUUUUUAGAAACUGGAAUUUGUAAUAAAUGCAAAUAGAAUAAUAAACUAUUUAAGUACAUAAGCCAACACAAACAUUUCUUAAAUGUGACUGUUUACCUUAAGCUAAAGAGUAUAACUUAUAAAGUUUUGAUGUAAAGUCAAAACUUCAGUUUGGCAAAUUUUAGGUUGAUGGAAGCAUUUAUUUAUUGUAUUAUGGUAUUAUGUCACAUUUCUUUAUAACUUCUCAACCCCAAACAUUGCUUUUUUUAAAAAAAUUUGUAUUAUGUUAUAUGUUUAGAUUUUCAUAUAUAACUGUCAUAAGGAUUAGGUACUGAAAAACUCAACAAUGCGUAAUAUUUAUUGUAAGGUAUAUAAUUAUUUAUAAGCUGUUUUCACCCAAGCUCCGCUAGGCAAUUAAAAAUAUUCUUUAAUCUUAACAAUGUUGAUGUUUUGCAGAUUCUAUUUCGCUAUAGUCUGUCACAAAAAAAAAAAAAAUGCCCGGAACAACGCAUGUAGCACAGGUAAAAAAACACCUUUAUUGAUAUCUUGAUAUAUUUUAAUUUGCCGCAUUGAUUUCUUUUCAUAUACUACAAGAGGGGUCUGGAACCUAUGGCACAUGUGCUAGAAUUGGCACGGGUAACUUUUCAUUGGCACUCUGAAGACCAACAAAAAAAUUAAAGAUGACCAAAAAAUGUGCCUUAAAUGGUAGAUUGAUAAUUUAUUGGCAAGUCUUAAUUUGACAUACUAAUAACAAAAUUUUACCGACCUCUGGGCUACAAUAUUAUUCUUUAACUUCAUUGUAUUAUAUCAUACAGCUGUAAUGAAGAGUAAGAUGGCAAUUUUAUUGUGUAUCAAUUAUAGAUUUCUUGAUUUAACUUGUACUUGUACAUUUUCUUGAUUUAGAUUGUUGAUGUGGAUAUAAAGUGGAAACUUAGCAUGGCUAUCAGCAGUAAUGAUGUCAGAACUUUGAAUGAGCCCAUGGUUUCUAUGACCAUUGUUACUACUGAUGAGGCUGGGAAAAAAAUUAACAGACCCGUGGAGAUGACAGCAGCCAAAUUUAGGGUAAACUAUUAGUUAAGUUGCUAAAACUUUUAUAGGUUUUGAAAUAUUUUGAGAUUGUCAAGGCAGAACUUGUUUUGUGUCAGUGUUCAACACUCGUAAGCAGAUCCAUCCCAUCCCUGUGUUGCUAAGUCCAUGUAGGGCUUUGGCCUGCCUCACCAUAUCCAUCCUUCCACUCAGACCUAACUGAUGCUUCUCUUUUCCAUGCUUUGAUUCCCAGCUGCUGUAGAUCCCUCUCUACAUCAUCUAUCCAUCUAAAUCUAGGUCUGCCUUUGAGCCUCUGGGGUUUUGAUGGUGCUCCCUUUUCAUUCCUCUGUCGUUUGACAUUCUUUCUUAGUGUCAAGCCCAGCAUAGCCUGCCCUUUUUUAUUUCUGCUACUAGCGUGAGAUCCUGAUAUUGACUAGGCUAUUCCUGGUUGCUUCAUAUUCUCCAUCCAUAUUCAGCCUUUGUUUGUCCAUAUAUUUUUUGGAGAACUUUUUUCUCCCAUGAAUAUGUUUCCUGCCUUUUUAAACAGAGUUAAGAGAUGAACUGAAAUCAUUUGUGAUAAGCUUAAUAAAAUUCAUCAUCAUUUGAAAGUAAAACAAACAUUGAAAAUUAUUUGUCUCCAAUUAUUGAGCUGUGUAUUGACAAUAAAAUAGGUUCUCCAGCACAAUCUUGUCAAUUGUUUGAGAUGAAACCUUUAACGCUUCUUCUUCUUUUCCUCAUUUGUGCCUAAUGGUGCAUAGGCCGCUGAUACUUACAUUCCAUUUAUCUUUGUUCUGAGCUAUUAUUUCCAGCUCAUUCAUUUCUUGUUGUUUCUCUUCCUCUCACCAUGAAGGUUCCUUCUUAAUGUGUACUGUGGUCUUCUCAUCAUUCUGUGGAUUCUAUGACAGAGACUGUUGAGUAAUAUAUGAUUUUGGUUUCCUCAGUUUAUGGCUAAUCCAUCUCAGUUUUCUUGUCUGUAAUUUCUGCUCCUCAACUCUUGAAUCCUAGUAUUACAAUUUAAUCAGUAAUUAAACAACCCCUUAAAACAAAGUUUCUCUAAUAAAUCGUUUAUAAAAUGUCAUAUCGAGCGAUUGGGGGUUGGGCUGACAGAACAUGCAUACAAGUAACAUACUUUCUAAAAAUCCCAAUUAUUCCCCCCCCCCCCCCCCUCCCUCCAGACUCGCGUACAUACAUUUUCUCCACGUCCCUGAACUAUUUUAAUAUAAUAUACUAAUGACCCACUUGCUUUUACACUAAGAUUUAUUUCACCAACUAUUUCAGCAAAACAAAAGAAACAGUUACGCACUAAAAGCAAAUUUUUUUUAAGAAUCUCAUUUAGCACAGUUAUCAGGAAUUUUAUUUAGUGAAAUUAGUAUCAUCAUUUUCCUUCAUCUUCCCCUUGAAAAAGGGUGAUUUUUAGAUUAGCGUUUAGGGGGUGGGGAUGAAAAUUUGAUAGAAUGUGAUGUCAUUGGCAACGGGGCUAUGUGCCAAGUUUCUGGUCGAUAGAUUAAGGAGAAGUGGGUCAAUUAGCCCUCUGAAGAUUUUGCCAGUCCGCCACCCAGCCAGCCAUGAACAAAGUUAAUAUAAAGGAUUUAAAAAUCAGUAUUAUUAAUUAUCAAAGGAUGUCUCUACUACAAUCUGCAACCAACCAACAGAUCCUUAAUAUAUAUUAUAUACUUCAAAAUUGAACGAACCAGUUAUUACCACCCACCUUUAGUCUAUAGUCUACAUUGGAAAAACCUACUCUACUGCAAAAUAAGCAUUUGUGUUGUAAGGAUAAAGAUCUGUCCCAGCUGCUUGCUUCAUUAUAUACACUGCAUCAUUUUUUCCCUUGUCAUUAGAGCAGUUUGUAUGGAAGGAAACAGAUGUCUCUAACAUGAUGCAUUUUUACUUACUUGUAAAUCCUCCACAAUAUUUACAUCUUAAACAAAUUGCUUUGAAUAAAAGCUUAUUUACAUUAUAAUUUAUUUUCAGGAAUUGCUGAGCACUAUGAAGCAAAUACAUACACAGAUGGAAAAUGCCAAAAUUUUGUGAUGAUAGUGACUCAAUAUUAUUGAUACAAUUCUGCUUUGGAACCAAUCAUGUUGAUUUGAUGACUGCAUUAAUAACAUUGACAGUAUAGUGCACAUAUUUCUUCAAAUUAUUCAUAUUUUAAAAAUUCCUAUGCAGAUUUUUAUUGUUUAACUAAGUUUGGUUUCUUAAUUGUUAUUGUGGGAAUAAAUUCUAUUGUUUACAGAUUAAAAGAUAUCUUGAUGACAUAAAUGUUAAUAUGUAGGAUAAUGAUUUCUGUCAUGAAAUUUGCUGCUAGGAUUAUCAAAUACUGAUAAAAAAAGUAAUAUAAUGAAUCUAAAUGCACAAAGAGACAAGUAAAAUUAAAUAUAAUGUUUUAAUCAACAAUUUACAAUAACAUUGUAUACUUCAUUAAAUUUUGUCCUAAGCAUAUGUUACUACCCUUACAUGAUUUUUUGGCAAAUCUAUUUUUUGUAAUGGAUUAUGUGGUUUCAUAGAAUAGAUUCACUUUACUAAAGAUCUGUUCAUCCAUAUUGUUUUUUGCUUUCAUUACAUUUACAUUCUUAGAUCUGUACAGAUUUUUUAGCAAAAGGCAUAUCAAUGUGUUAUUCUUAGCCAUCUGAAAAGUAUUUCUUUAUCUGUUUUCUUUUUCCAACCUGUAUUACACUUCUUUAUCAAGUUAUCUACUCUCAAGUGUUCUUUAUCAUAAUCAAGACAUAUCACAAGAUCCUUAGCCUUUCCUGAGCUUGACUUUUCUGUUCGAAUAAAUUCUAUUUACGGUACCUACACACAUCCAUAUACUGUACAUAAACACAUCCAUAUACCGUACAUAAACACAUCCAUAAGCAGAUGUUUUGGUGAAGAAAUAAUUAAUUAAAGUCAAAAUAAAGAUGUGCACAAAAUUGGCAGCGUGCAAAUUUAGGUCACAAGUUUUGUCCUCAUUUUGUGACUGGCCUUCAUAUAUUAUUCUUACAAUGUAUCCCCAACUGUUUAUAAAAUCGUAGCAUCAGUUGAAAUCUAUCUUUAAAAUGGUCAUGAAUGGGUUCCGCAUCUGACUUAUAUUAAAUACCAGUACCUUAUGAUGAGAUCUGCACUUACGCAAACUUGUAAGCUGAUAAUGAUAGCAGAAUAUAUGUCUGUGUAUAACAAGGAGACAAUACAUUUCUUUCCAAGAGGCAGUCAUCUAUUUUUUGGAAAUGUUUAGAAUGGCUACCGUUUAUACCGAUAGACACAAGAAGGGAGUAUCUGUGUCGAGUAUGGGAGUUCAUUAGUAAUUGUUGCGACUGAAUAUUAUGUUUCAUUACGUUGGGUGUGGGUUUGAGAGUUUUAAUUAGUUAGUGAAUGCUCUUCCCGCGCUUGACUUGGUGACUUAUUUUUAUGCUCAUUGUGACAAAUUAUCUAGACUGUAUUGUGACAUAUGUUUUAUUGGUCUGGCAGUCGUGAGUGGAAUUUGCGGAAGUAGGAUGUGUUUUAUUUUUGUCUGAUAGCGAGCUGCGCUAUAUCCAUGUGUUUAUGGAAAUUAAAGCCUGUGUAUAUAAUUAGGUAUUAAAAUUACAUAUAUUGUGAUAAAGGACUUGAGUUCAUUCAAUACUUGUACGACAUAUAACAAUAUGUGAAAGAACUUGACGAAUUAACCAAUCUAGCAGAAACACGGAGUUGGCAAUAAGCUUUAUACAGUAUGUUUAUUAGUUUUAAGUCUUUUUAGUACACAAAAAUUAUUUUUACAGUAAGUUUGGAUUUUUUUAAAAAGUAUUAUUUUCUUUUGUAUUGCUGCAACUGGCAUAUUAUUUUAUUGGGUUGGGUUAUGUGAUGUUCAAGCACUUUUCAGGCUUGUCCCUGCCAAAACUAAUGGGGUCGGCAUAUGAGCUAAUGGGCUUAUAAACAGGCAUACACUGUUAAUAUUCUUUUAACCAGGUUAUUUGUAUAACGAUUUCAUGAAAGUGGCCAACUAAAUUAGUUAAAUUUCAUUAAAUUCCCUAACUUUUAAUUUAAAUGUUAAUUUGUUUAAAUUGAUAUUUAUUUGUACAUAUAUUCUUGAUCAAACAUGAAUUAAUUGUGACUGUCAUAUUUUUGAGAUGAAUGAUUUUAAAUAAAUUACAUAAAUUAUUAUU
Messenger RNA from Lymnaea stagnalis (great pond snail), 7730 nucleotides. The record is from the annotation of a GenBank genome assembly. NCBI's taxonomy places the organism in Eukaryota, Metazoa, Mollusca, Gastropoda, Lymnaeidae.